Messenger RNA from Hypoxylon fragiforme, 2892 nucleotides. RefSeq names its product alpha/beta-hydrolase. The record is from RefSeq and is a predicted model, not a curated record. Lineage: Eukaryota; Fungi; Ascomycota; Sordariomycetes; Xylariales; Hypoxylaceae. The transcript has 7 exons. Bases 510 to 2180 code for a protein of 556 amino acids.
UCUCAAUAUAUUUUUGUCCCUCUUUCUAUUAGGCUGACUGCAAUCCAGUCAUAAGCCAUGAGCUUAUUUGAAAAGGUACCAAUCGGAUAAAUGCGACGUCUAAGCCACAAGGCAACAGUAUUUCCUCUUCCAUUCCAUAUUAACAUGGCACUCCGUAUACGCCGUAUAUGCCGUAUGUGGCCGUAGUAAAUCGGGAUCUGCAACGCGUCUGCCACUCUCGGCCCCGCCCGUAUUGCAUUUACGGCGUAUUCUUCCCUACAACAACAAUAAUUCUUGAUAAAUUCGGUUAGACGUAAAAGGUGUGGUAUUCAGCUGCUAAGCUUCGUUUUUAUGAUCAGAGGAUCAAAAGUAUGGUUCCGAUAUGAGUAAUAAGUCCCCAGGUAAGAAAUUUAAAUCACAAGGCAGAGGUACUUAUAUGACUCUUCCUGCCCGCCUAGAAACUCCUCGAUCGUCCAUUCUCGCGAUUCACCCUCACACUGAAUCUGUAUUUCUCAUUCAUCAAGUUGAUCAUGUCAUCUUUCAGGACCAUACUACAACUCUCCUUCUUUGCAUUAUCUCUUGCUCAAUUCCCUGGGAUCUCAAAGUUACAAUGGAGCCCUUGCAAUGAGACCGAAGUCCCUAGCGAAGUUCCCAUGGAAUGUAGCACUCUAUUGGUUCCACUGGAUUAUACUGAGCCUAACUCCAACCAAACACUUUUGCUUGACCUUGUGAAAGUUUCCGCACUAACUAAGCCAUCAAAGGGGAGUAUUCUCUUCAAUUUCGGCGGCCCGGGAGAAGGUGGACGUGCCUCACUGGGUAUAAAGACUCUAUCUGAAGAAUUGCUAGCGCUCACGGGUCGUCAAUAUGAUCUCAUUACGUUCGAUCCACGCGGCACGAGUGGCUCUAAGAUACCCAUGCAGUGCUUCGAAACUGAGUUCGAUGCUUGGUCUUAUCUGUUCUCCCAGGGACCCAGUAACCAGUCCGACGUGGAAUUGGCUAGGAACUGGGCUCAUGCAAACACGAUGGCUUCUACCUGUCUCAAGACACAGAACCAGACCGGUAGUCUUCUUAGCUCGGCAUUUGUGGCCAGAGAUAUGAUGCAGGUAGUUGACGCGCUGGGAGAAGACGGCUUGCUUCGAUACUGGGGAUUCUCAUACGGAAGCACACUAGGUGCCACUACCGCUGCCAUGUUUCCUGAUAAAGUUGAAAGGAUGAUUCUGGAUGGUGUUCAAAAUCCACACGAAUAUUAUCAUUCACAGAUCGUCUUAGAACAGUGGACCGACUCAGACAAGGCUUUCUCAGCUAUCUUCACCGGCUGCGUAGCCAAUCGAGAGAACUGCGCUCUAGGAAAAGGCAACAACAAGACAGCUGCUGAACUUGAGCAAGCCGUCUGGAACAUGCUUGAUACCGUUAAGUACCACCCGAUUCCACUCGGGUCCUUCAUAGUAGACUACAGCGCCUUGAAAACUCUCAUAGUGAAUGCUAUUUACAGCAGCGCAUUGUGGCCAGGGUUGGCGACAAUGCUCAAUGAUCUACUAACAGGGAACCUGAAUGAGCUCGCGCAAUUGAUUGAGGCAAUAUCACCUUCGACCACGCCUACUGUCUUUGAGCAACUCGCAACCCAACAAGCUCUCCUAGGUAUCCAGUGCGGUGACAACAUGGUCCGGACUGAUACGUUCGCGGACUUUGUCCCGUACACCGAACGCCUUGCGGAAACGAGUAGACUCCUGGGAGAUGUCCCGACUUACAUAUACAGUGCCUGUGCUCAGUGGAAGAUCGAGCCUAAGGAGAGGUACACAGGGGACUUCAACGUUAAGACCAAAAACCCGGUCUUGUUCAUCGGCAACAUAUUUGACGGUCUCACGCCCUUGGUCUCGGCAAAAAAUGUCAGCUCGACGUUUGAAGAUAGUGUCGUUCUAACCGUGAACGGAUGGGGUCAUUCAUCCUUGGCUGCCCCUUCAGCUUGCACCAUCCGGACGACUUCAGCAUAUUGGGCCGACGGUACCCUCCCCCCUGAAGGAAAGAUUUGCGAGUCCGAUGCUCCCUUAUACUCGGCAAUCACCUGGGCAGACGUGAUCGCACAAGUGUAUGGAAAUUCUACGACUUCUGCUAAGCGACACGCAGCAGUUCUAAGCAACUCGACGGAUGUUCUAGCCCCUUUUCUGGGACUGAGGGGAGUCUCCACCCUGCAUGGUCUCUGAGCUUCAACGAUUUCUCACAUUAUAAAUCUCAGCUCUUUGUAUUAUCUGUAGCUUCUUAUAAACGGUGCUGAUGACAGGCCAAUUUGUAAUUAUCAAAAGUUGUCACUGGACGUCCUAUUCCUUUCAGCAUUAUUCUGGUUCAUGUUGGUCUUAAGCAAGUCAUUUAGGUUGAACAUCAACAAGUCCAAAUUGAUCCAACCGGGUCUGAUGAUUCCUAAAAACAAGCCCCGGAUGACCGAUCAUAAGGAAGAAAACGGCAGAAAUGACCAGACUGCACACAUUAGCCGAUGCCACCCAUAACCAGGAUAUCAAGAAAGACUUACACGCCCUCCAGCCCAAUAAACAGCGGCUCGUCCGAAAUCAGCGUCCCGCUAUACCCCUCUCUGAGCUCCACCAGCCUAUACGCACACCUCGCCAAAAUCAGCACAAUCGCCAGCGCCAUGAAACCAAAAAACAGCCUCAGCCUCGUCCGAAACGUCAGACUAGAACCUGGUCGUCGCGCUCUGGACCGGAAGUACCGCGCGAGAUAGUCGGCGAAGAAGGCGCAGAAGAUGAGCAUGGCGGCGACCUGCAGGCUGAGGCCGACGAGGGCCAUGUCGACGCCGAUUUGGCUUGUGCCGGAUGAGGCGGUGGAGAGGGCGCCGCCCGCGGCUUGGAAGAUCAGGCAGAUGAUGUCGCUGGGGAUGAAGAUCCAGUAGAAGAGGUUGGGGGG